UGAGCGGAUGAUGAUGAUGAUGGGGCGCGAGCACGGCGCCUGCCGUGUCUCAUCAUCAUCAUCAGCUGGCUGUAGUAAGGAGCGCGCGGUGGCACUUUCUCGCGCUCUCCUCGCACGCGCUCUCUCAUUCCAGCGCGAGCGCUGUGCCAUGCAGCUCGUGCGUCUUCGCGUGCCAACCUCGCGUACGCUCGGAGCGUCAGACCCCGGCGAGAUGCGGGAACUAUAACGAGAGCUCAGAUGUUUGGAGGUUCUCCACUGGAUUGUUGGUAAAUGUUCCUGCCCCACUCUCUGACGACCAUGCUUUACUUCCAGCUGGUGAUCAUGGCGGGGACGGUCAUGCUGGCAUAUUACUUCGAGUACACGGACACGUUCAACGUGCACGUGCAGGGCUUCUUCUGCUACGAGACUGCGUACACGAAACCCUACCUCGGACCCGAGGACACGAGCGCCAUCCCGCCCGCCCUGUUGUACGCGGUGGUCACUGGAGUCCCCACACUGCUGAUAACCGUGACAGAAACGGUGUUGUUCUUGAUACAAUACACAUCAAAAGAUCUUGACAGUCGAGAGAAGACCAUCAUCACCGGGGACUGCUGUUACCUCAACCCAUUAGUGAGGAGGAAUUUCCGUUUCCUUGGUGUAUACAUGUUUGGCCUUUUCACCACUGACAUCUUUGUGAACGCUGGUCAGGUGGUAACGGGGAACCUGGCCCCUCAUUUCCUGACACUGUGUAAGCCCAACUAUACAGCUCUGGGUUGCCAGCAAGCUCUUCGCUACAUCAGCCAUCAGGAAGCCUGCACCGGCAACGAGGACGACAUCCUGCGUGCACGCAAGACCUUCCCUUCCAAAGAGGCGGCGCUCAGCGUGUACGCUGCUGUCUAUAUGGCUAUGUACAUCACAUUUACAGUGAAAGCCAAAGGAACUCGUCUGGCUAAACCAGUCAUGUCUUUGGGCCUGAUGUGCUUGGCUUUUCUAACGGGUAUUAACAGGGUGGCGGAGUAUCGUAAUCACUGGUCUGACGUCAUUGCUGGCUUUAUCAUCGGUGUGGCCAUCGCCACCUUUCUAGUGGUGUGUGUGGUCCAUAACUUCAAAGGCAAACAACUGCUGAACGAGGAUCCCCCCCAGGACCACCUAAGCAGCAAUCCAAUGGUCAGCUCGCCUAGGGUUGAGAGUCCGCUGGAGAAGUACAUCGCUUCACAGAAUCACAUCACCUUCGCUGAGAUCACGUGACCUUGAAUCGCCAGUGUGGCAGACACAUUGGACAUCCACGCUGUUUACCGUCCAAUCCCGAUAGUCCCUGCUCCACGCUAGCGCAGUGGUCAUAUUCUCUAUGGUGUCAUUUUGGAUCGCUCUGCCCUUGCUUUGUGUGUGUGGAAAUAUUGGUCCUGUCAACUAAUAACAGUUACCAUCACGCAACUUAUGACUGAAGCAGCACUUCACAUUUCCCUGACCGGUUCUGUUGGCAUUCUUGCAGACCGAGCUCACAUCUAGAGCUCAGAAUAUCUCAGCUGCUCGCAUAUGUGGAGAGCGUAUGUGUCUGUGUUUGCAUUUGAGAGGUUUAUGGCAGGUUGAUGCAAAUACUUACCUAUUGAUUUCAAAAUGGACUUAACUUGUGGAUAUGUGUGUUUUUUUGUCUUCGUAUAUUACAGAAAAUGUUUGUUCCUAUAUGAAUUUGUUUCCCUUUUAGUGCUUGCAUUAAAUGAGUGCAAACAUA
This is a messenger RNA of Sinocyclocheilus anshuiensis, 1711 nucleotides long. RefSeq names its product phospholipid phosphatase-related protein type 5-like. The coding region runs from base 271 to 1227 and encodes 318 amino acids. Gene Ontology annotation, cellular component: plasma membrane. The transcript is spliced from 6 exons. Gene Ontology annotation, molecular function: phosphatidate phosphatase activity. The record is from RefSeq and is a predicted model, not a curated record. NCBI's taxonomy places the organism in Eukaryota, Metazoa, Chordata, Actinopteri, Cypriniformes, Cyprinidae. Gene Ontology annotation, biological process: signal transduction; phospholipid dephosphorylation; phospholipid metabolic process.